GCAGUAACGCCGCCACCGCCGCACACUUUACGGCACACACGUGCUUCCUGCGCUCUUCCAUGUCCUUCACCGCUCCGCGUCGCAUCCAGAGACGAUCUUUGAGUAAAUCUGAGUGAAAUGAUGGCCAAACUGAGCAAAGAGAGCAAGCAGCGGCUGCAGCAGGUGUUCCAGUGCGGCCAGUUCAUCAUCCGCUGGGGCUUCAUCCCCACCGUGCUGUACCUGGGAUUCAAGCGGGGAGCCGAUCCGGGGAUGCCUGAACCCUCGGUCCUCAGUUUGCUUUGGGGAUGAAGACGCUCCUGACGGAAACCCCAGACCUAUUCACAAACCCGAUGAAGACGCAGACGAGCAUCUCACGGGACGCUGUGCUGGGAUGUAAAUACCUCACCCAGCUUUUUGUGUUAUUUUAAGACUUUUGCUUCCUCUUUCUAAAACAUUGCAUUGAGAAACACACAAAAUGUAACUGAGCUUUCUUUGUUGUUUUUUUAUUGAAUCGAAUUAGAUGAUUGUAAACAGUCAGCAUGUUGGUCUCAGUCUUUCAGUUUCAAAUAAACCAAACAAGUUCAUGAA
Sinocyclocheilus grahami is the source of this 567-nucleotide messenger RNA. RefSeq names its product mitochondrial import receptor subunit TOM7 homolog. The transcript has 4 exons. Bases 118 to 288 code for a protein of 56 amino acids. Gene Ontology annotation, biological process: protein import into mitochondrial matrix. Gene Ontology annotation, cellular component: mitochondrial outer membrane translocase complex. The record is from RefSeq and is a predicted model, not a curated record. NCBI's taxonomy places the organism in Eukaryota, Metazoa, Chordata, Actinopteri, Cypriniformes, Cyprinidae.